CAGUUUUGCUCAAAUUUCAACUUUCCUUGAGCCCUGAUAAGAGGAUGAGAAUUUACUCUCAUCUAUUUAUAAAGAAAAGAGUAACAACAUGGAAGCCACUCUAAGAUUUGCUCACAUGAGUUGGAUCAUUGUGUUAUGCUCCAUAUUACAUGUUGCUUUUUUGCAUGAAGUGGGCAUCAAUGGAACAAACAUUGAACAUUUCUCCUGUGUGGUUUUCUCAUACACUUUUAAGGGUCCUUCUAUGAAUUGCACUUGGGAAGUUGGCAGUAAGGCUCCACCAGAUACCCAGUAUUUUCUAUACUUUCAAUACUACAAGUCAAGAUCUUCACAAGAGAAAGAAGAGAAAGUGUGUCCAUAUUACAUAAGUAAUGAACAUAGAACACAUAUUGGGUGUUAUUUUCCAAACGUGACUGUCAAUCAAUACAGCGUUCACUUCAGACUGAAUGGGUCAAGCACAGAUUCAGUAAUUCAGCCUUUUACUUCCAAACUCCAACUGUAUCAACAUGAAAGGCUUGACCCACCACAUAAUAUCACUGUGAAUUGCCCUGAACCCCCCUUGGACUGUAUAGUAGAAUGGAAACCCCCUCCCAGCAGCCGUAAAGUUCACCCUCAUUGCUUUAGGUACGAAAUACAGAUACUUGAAGGCAUCUCGUCCAAAAAGUUCUCUCAUGGCAAAAAAUACAUCUUGAGGUUCCGUACAGGUGGACAACAUUGUGCCAUUACAACAGAGUUUGGUGAAUGGAGUGAACGAAUUGAGUUUGGCACUGACCCCAGUUCAUUCCCUACAAUACACUUAGUCCUGGUUGUACUUGGAACCAUCUCAAUCAUCGUGCUCCUGUUUUUGAUCUGUAAAAGAUCCCACAUAUGGCAAAAGCUAACUGGUCCGGUUCCACAACCAAAAAGCAUUAUUUGGCAAUGUGAGAAGAACAUGGAGAAAGCAUGGGUCAACCAGAUACCAACAGCAGAAGAAAAAAUAACAGUGGUGGAAGAAAUGAGUACAAGCUGCAGAAAUGUAUGAGAUAUUUUCCUUGACCACCAAGCUACAAACCUAUGAAACUAGAGAAAUACCAACAUUUUGGGGUGCUUCAAGAAAGACGGUUCAUUAGUGCUAGUGUAUAGCACUUAUGCUCAUAUAAUACUAAUUGAAAAAAAAUCAUUGAAAACUGUCUAGAGAGUGUGUCCUGGGCCCCAACAGUUGUCACUACUGUUAUAAACCAUUUUAAAGCAGUAGUGUAGACCCUGCCCCUCUCUCAUUUGUAGAUCCUGCCCCUGCCUCAUUUGCACAUGCAGUUUUUCAACUGCUGUUCAUGUACACCAUUCCUUUAUGAGUAGGUCUAAGGGUGACUGUCCUCAGCUCCUGUGGUCUAAAUCCUUUGACAUAUGCUGCUUCACUAUACCUUUACCUGUCUUCUCCCAUGGAAGGGUUCCUGUUGGGCCUUUCC
This is a messenger RNA of Elgaria multicarinata webbii, 1442 nucleotides long. Its product is annotated as granulocyte-macrophage colony-stimulating factor receptor subunit alpha-like. Gene Ontology annotation, biological process: cytokine-mediated signaling pathway. Lineage: Eukaryota; Metazoa; Chordata; Lepidosauria; Squamata; Anguidae. The record is from RefSeq and is a predicted model, not a curated record. Gene Ontology annotation, cellular component: external side of plasma membrane. Gene Ontology annotation, molecular function: cytokine receptor activity; protein binding. The transcript has 9 exons. The coding region runs from base 89 to 1018 and encodes 309 amino acids.